UUAGGAGUUCGCUGACAAUUCAGUACAUGUCCAAUGGGAACAAGUUUUUCGUACGUGGUAUUUGGAGCUUUGUCAUGAGAAAAGUUGUUGGUGGUGAAGUUUUCUUUUUCCCUUCUGUUCUUUUGGGGUGUCGAUGAUGCUGAUUUUUCAUCAGUGUCUCUCACCGACCAAUCCUUCUUCCUGUUCGAUUUCUCACCCACCAAUCCUUUCUCGUCCAUCCCUUCCGUUUGGUAACCCCUGGGGAAGGCCAUUUCUCGUUCCUUUCAGCUCAGGAAGAGGAGUGCUUGGUUCGGCCAUGGUGAUGAAGAGGUGGUGGAGAGUGGCGACGUACUGGCUGGCGGAGCACCCCGCCAUCGUGGGCUUCCGGUGGAGCCAUGCCGAGUCCUGGGGCUCCACCUGGCCUUUCCUUAUCUGCUCCGUCGCCACCUACACUCUCGCUGUCGCCGCCCUCCGCGUCGUCCUCUGGCUUGUCCGGCAGCGCCGCCCCGUCCCCCUGGGACCCCUCCCCGCCCUCCACUCCCUCGCCAUGGCCUUCGCCUCCACCGUCAUCUUCCUCGGCCUCCUGCUCUCCGUGGCCACCGAGAUCCGCGACGCGCGCUUGUUCUGGCAACACGGCCGCGCCCGCACCACCCCGCUGCAGUGGCUCCUCUGCUUCCCACUCGGCACCCGCCCCUUUGGCCGCAUCUUCUUCUGGUCGUACGCCUUCUACCUCUCCCGCUUCCUCCACCUCCUCCGCACCUUCCUCGCCAUCCUCCGCCUCCGCCCCGGGCCCCGCGCCGCGGUGCUCCGCCACUCCGCCCUCUUGUGCAUGUCCUUCCUCUGGCUCGAGUUCUCCCAGUCCUUCCAGGUCGUGGCCAUCCUGUCGGCCACCGCCGCCCAGGUGGUGGUCUUCGGCUACCGCUUCUGGGUCGGUGUCAGGAGAGGCAGCGGCGGAGGAGGAGACGACGCUGCGGCAGUGGUGCUACCGUGCCAGGCGGCGCUGAUGGGGUGCAAUCUGGCGUGCCACCUCGCGAUGCUGCUGCUGCACUUCGCCAAGGGCGGGUGCAACGGGAUCCAAGCGUGGGUCGUCAACUUGGUGCUCAACGCCGCCCUCCUGCUGCUCUUCGUCUACUGCUAUGUCCACACCGGCACGAAGACGAAGAAAGGCUGGGCUUGGAGGUCGACGACCGCCAUUUCGACUGCUCUCACACCCAAAGUGCGGUCUCGGAGAAUUCGGACGUGAAAAGAAAACGUGACCUACCAUUCAUCGCAGAGAAUUGAAGUCGAGGCUCAACGUUAUUUCCGUUCCAAAUAAAAUCUCCUCUUUAUACAGAAUAUAAAACGGGAUCUUGCAAAUUUCCAUUUGCAGUUGCUACUCCAGAAAAGGGAAAAAAAAUCAGAAACAAACUAAUAAAUAAAUAA
Musa acuminata subsp. malaccensis (wild Malaysian banana) is the source of this 1401-nucleotide messenger RNA. Its product is annotated as fatty acid elongase 3-like. Gene Ontology annotation, cellular component: endoplasmic reticulum membrane. Gene Ontology annotation, biological process: fatty acid elongation, monounsaturated fatty acid; sphingolipid biosynthetic process; fatty acid elongation, polyunsaturated fatty acid. The record is from RefSeq and is a predicted model, not a curated record. Gene Ontology annotation, molecular function: fatty acid elongase activity. Lineage: Eukaryota; Viridiplantae; Streptophyta; Magnoliopsida; Zingiberales; Musaceae.